AUGGAUGGUUCCAACGCUGACCACAUGGCAACUGGCUGUGAUACUGGUUACUACACUCCUCAUUAUGCAGAAAUGACCGGACCAAAUGGGCAGAAUAUUUAUUCAACUGGUGGUGGGUCUGGACCUUAUUCCGGAACCGGUUCGGGAAAUACCAAUUUUAUUGGUGGUGGUGUAUAUGGCGAUGAGGAUAGCGGUGUUUCCUGUGGUCUUGAUAGCAGUGAUCUCAUUGAUGCUUUGGGCGGCCCCCAAGCAAUAUCUAUGCUCAGUGAUCAACAGCUAGAAGACCUUGGACGAACGCAAUUCACCUUUGUUAAUCCUCAGGCUGACAAUGAAAUGGCUACCACUUCUAUGAAUCUAAUAGUAGAAGAAGAUGAUAGAUCUCUUGAUGAAACUGAAAUAUUAAGAGUCACUGGGGCAAAGAGCCUAGAGUCCGUUAGGACCCUGUGUGUUCCUUGUUCUGGAUACACAAGCAUCGAUGCAGAAGCCCUAUGUCGUUGUCUUAAUUUACGGCAUUUGGAUCUAUCUGAAAAUGCCCUGCGUAUAUUUCCCCGCCGUUUGCAUCUUCCUCGCUUAACUCAACUUGGUUUAACUGGAAAUCGCUUUAUUCAUCUUCCAUUAAUUGAACAGUUUCCACAGCUAACGCGUUUAACGUUGGAUGAACGCAUGAAACAACUUUUAAAUCCUCAAAUGCUGGCCUAUUUUUGUCCACGCUUGAAGACAAUAAAUGAUCAACUUUUUGAUGAAGUUAGCACUGAUUUUACCCUCCGUAUUGUCCAAGAAGCCAGAGGGAUAAUUGAACCACAUAUACGAUCAAAAUGGGAAUCUGAAUUUGCCGAUCGUUAUCACACUGUCCGUGGUAUCGGUCAGAGGCGUCAUCUUAUCGAAAGUAUGGUCAAGCAUUUGAAAGAGAGAAACCUGCUCAUGGAUGAAACUAUAAGCAAAUAUAAGGAUCUUAUGCUAUAUCGCUUCGUCGAAGAUUAUCUGCGUUCCAAGCUAUUCGAGCAUUCUAAUGGCAUGCGUGAUGAAUCCUCUGAUAUGGAUCGUUAUAAGAUGUAUUAUGAAGGCCUUUCAAAGGAUGAUUCUUCUGACUUCGACGAAGACGAAGAGGCAGAGGCAGAAGCAAGAGCCGCGGGUAUGUGUGAUUAUGCAUUUUGA
This is a messenger RNA of Protopolystoma xenopodis, 1155 nucleotides long. The record is from the annotation of a GenBank genome assembly. Lineage: Eukaryota; Metazoa; Platyhelminthes; Monogenea; Polystomatidea; Polystomatidae.